Messenger RNA from Cyprinodon variegatus (sheepshead minnow), 2210 nucleotides. RefSeq names its product potassium voltage-gated channel subfamily A member 3-like (gene kcna3a). The record is from RefSeq and is a predicted model, not a curated record. Gene Ontology annotation, cellular component: voltage-gated potassium channel complex; membrane. The transcript has a single exon. Gene Ontology annotation, molecular function: delayed rectifier potassium channel activity; protein binding. Gene Ontology annotation, biological process: protein homooligomerization; potassium ion transmembrane transport. Lineage: Eukaryota; Metazoa; Chordata; Actinopteri; Cyprinodontiformes; Cyprinodontidae. The coding region runs from base 126 to 1682 and encodes 518 amino acids.
CACUGAUGAUGGUUAGGUGGCAUGUAAGUGGCGUCAGCUUCAGCUCUCCAAAGCUGUGAGCUUUGGCUGGGAGUGACGCCGCGCACUCUGCCUCUCCAAGCAGAAACAACAACAAAAACACCUGUAUGGAUGAGCAGACCUCCAGCGUUACGCAGACACCAUCCUCAGCCGAACACAAGGGCAGAGCCGUGAUUGAGAAGCGGGGAUAUGGAGAGGCGGAGAGGAACGUCAUGACGGUGGAAAACAUGCUGGAAGAGUCGGCUGUACUCUCAGCGCCUCACCUGUCCGUGGAUCGAUAUGAGUGCAGCCGCCAGGGAUGCUGCGAGAGGGUGGUCAUCAACAUCUCUGGUUUACGCUUCGAGACUCAACUCAAAACUUUCAACCAGUUUCCAAACACGUUGCUGGGGGACCCGAGGAAAAGGAUGCGCUACUUUGACCCACUCAGGAACGAGUAUUUCUUCGACAGAAACAGACCCAGCUUUGAUGCCAUCCUGUACUACUACCAGUCAGGGGGGCGCAUUCGGAGACCUGUUAACGUCCCAAUUGAUAUUUUUUCAGAGGAGAUACGCUUUUACCAACUUGGGGAGGAGGCUAUGGAGAAAUUCCGCGAGGAUGAGGGGUUUAUAAAAGAGGAUGAGCGCAUACUCCCUAAAAAUGAUUUCCAAAAGCAGGUUUGGCUUCUGUUUGAGUACCCUGAAAGCUCCGGACCUGCAAGAGGAAUAGCCAUCGUUUCAGUGCUUGUGAUCCUGAUUUCAAUUGUUAUUUUCUGCUUAGAGACUCUGCCUGAAUUUCGGGACGAAAAAGACAUAUCCACAGUAGCACCCACAUUAAAUGGCACAGCUCCAACGGUGCCAAGCCCAUUCACAGAUCCGUUUUUUGUGAUAGAAACGCUGUGCAUUAUAUGGUUCUCUUUUGAGUUGCUGGUCAGGUUUUUCGCCUGUCCCAGCAAAACCACUUUCUCCAAAAACAUCAUGAAUAUCAUUGACAUUGUUGCCAUAAUCCCUUACUUUAUCACCCUGGGGACAGAGCUGGCAGAGAGCCAGCAAACUAACGGGGGCCAGCAGGCGAUGUCUCUCGCAAUCCUGAGAGUGAUCAGGCUGGUGAGAGUCUUUCGCAUUUUUAAACUCUCACGACACUCUAAGGGACUCCAGAUUUUGGGACAGACGCUGAAGGCCAGCAUGAGGGAGCUUGGCUUGCUCAUCUUUUUUCUCUUCAUAGGAGUCAUCCUCUUCUCCAGCGCUGUUUACUUCGCAGAAGCAGACGACCCCUCGUCUAGUUUUACCAGCAUCCCAGAAGCAUUCUGGUGGGCAGUUGUCACAAUGACCACAGUUGGAUACGGAGACAUGCAUCCGGUAACCAUUGGAGGCAAAAUAGUGGGGUCACUUUGCGCAAUAGCGGGGGUGUUGACUAUUGCCUUACCUGUGCCAGUAAUUGUGUCGAAUUUCAACUACUUUUACCACCGAGAGACGGACGGAGAGGAGCACCAGCAAUACCUCAACAGAAGCAGCUGUGAGCACCUCCCCCCAGAGGAGCAGAUGAAGUCGUGCAGCUCAUCUUCUCUCAGCAAGUCCGAUUAUAUGGUUAUUGUAGAAGGCAUCAACUGUGCGUUCAAGCAGCCCAACUUUACUACAGAGAAAAAUCAGAACUGCGUCAACAUCAAAAAGAUGUUCACAGAUGUGUAAAAUUCACUAUUUAUGAAGCAUAAAGAAAUAUUAGGUCUGUAAUAUUAUUUUUGUAUAGCCUCUAUGUGUCAGUCCAAAUCUGUGGCUGAAGGAUGAAACAGUUAACUUUAACAUAAGACCUCAAUACAGUACCCAUUUAGGCCUGAUAGAUCUGACUGACUGUAAACUAUCUUUAUAAGCUGUUGGUAAAAUCACAUUUGUCACAUUUUAGUCUAAAAUGCCACAUGAUGCCUACAUAUCUGGUUUGCUAUAAUGUUGUCAGUGUUGAAUACACGUGUAGCAUUUACUCCUGAAAGUCCAAAAGAAAAAAAAAAGCCUAAAGUGUUGUGCUUUGUGGAAAGAACAGAAAAGUUCUUUUGUCCAGUAAUGUUAUUAAAUAUAUUAUAAUGAUUUAUCUAGCUGAAUGCCUGUUUAGGUUAUAUCUAAUAUCAUAACCUGUCCACGUGUUUGACUCUGCAGUCAUGUUCAGAUAGUGCGAGAAGGCUUAUCAUGAAUCAAAAACCUGUAUUUUUAUUCAGAAACACUUAU